GGGAGCCCCCGGGCUGAUGGAUGGGCGGCGCCGCCACGGCCCGGUUGCCCCGGUGGUGCGGAGCUGUGACGGGAAUAAAACGCGAGACUGGAAAUAGCCCAGAGCCCCGGGGGUCCCGCUGCCCCGGGCAGGAGCUGCACACCCGGUCCCUGCUCGGGCACCCGGAGCGGGCGGGGAAGGAGCCGCAGCGGCCCCGGGGGUCAAGGAGCGCCUGUCCCCAGCCCCGGGACAUCCCUGCUCCGGGGGUCGAGACCCGCCCGCGGCACCGGCCCCGCUCCGCUCGGGGCAGGUCGGUGACAGAUCGGGCCCGCCCCCGGCCGGGACCGCCCAGCGCCGCGGGGCCGGGAGAGGCGGGGCCGGCGGCGGGCGGGCCGGUACCGGGAGAGGCGGGGCAGGGGAGGCAGCGGCGAUGGCGGUGCGGCGGGGCCCGGAACCGGGACCUGAGCCGGGCCCGGGGCUGGCGCUGCCGUUUCUGCUGCUGCUGGCGGUGACGGCGGCUGGAGCGGGGGACGCGCGGCAGGAGGAGGCGGUGCGGGCGCUGGCGCGGCGCCUGCUCGGCCCGCGGGCCGCCGCCGUGGCGCUGUCGGUGGACCCGGCGCUGGCGGCUGGCGGGCCCGACAUUUACCGGCUGUGGUCGCCUCCCGGCGCUGCCGUGGCCGUGGCCGUGACGGGCUCCAGCGGCGUGGCGGCGGCCGCCGGCCUCUAUCGCUACCUGCGAGACUUCUGCGGCUGCCACCUGUCCUGGUCCGGAGCGCAGCUCCGCCUGCCGGACCCGCUGCCGCGGCUGCGGGCCGAGAUCCGCGCCGCCGCCCCCGGCAGGUACCGCUACUACCAGAACGUCUGCACCCAGAGCUACUCCUUCGCCUGGUGGGACUGGGCGCGCUGGGAGCGGGAGAUCGACUGGAUGGCGCUGAGCGGCAUUAACCUGGCACCGGCUUUCGCGGGGCAAGAGGCGGUCUGGCAGCGGGUUUACCGCAACCUGGGGCUGAACCAGACGGAGAUCGACAAGUACUUCACGGGCCCCGCGUUCCUGGCCUGGAACAGGAUGGGCAACAUCCGCCGCUGGGCCGGGCCCCUGCCGCCCACCUGGCACCUCAAACAGCUCUACCUGCAGUACCGGAUCGUGGAGCGGAUGCGCUCGCUGGGGAUGACCACGGUGCUGCCGGCCUUCGCGGGCCACGUGCCGCAGGGGAUCCUUCGGGUCUUCCCACGUGUGAAUGCCACUCGCCUGGGGCGCUGGAGCCACUUUGACUGCACCUACUCAUGCAUCUACCUGCUGGACCCGGAGGACCCCAUGUUCCAGGUGAUCGGGACCCUCUUCCUGAAGGAGUUGAUCAAGGAGUUUGGCACAGACCACGUCUACAGUGCAGACACCUUCAACGAGAUGACCCCGCUGUCUUCUGACCCUGCCUAUCUCUCAAGAGUCAGCAAUGCUGUUUUCAGUUCGAUGACGGGAGCUGACCCCAAGGCUCUGUGGCUGAUGCAGGGCUGGCUCUUCCAGCACCAGCCUGACUUCUGGCAGCCAGCACAGGUACGAGCCCUGCUGCAUGGAGUGCCCCUCGGCAGGAUGAUUGUUCUCGACCUCUUCGCUGAGUCCAAGCCCGUCUACCAGUGGACAGAGUCCUUCUAUGGGCAGCCCUUCAUCUGGUGCAUGUUGCACAACUUCGGGGGCAACCACGGCCUCUUUGGCACCGUGGAGGCCAUCAACCACGGCCCCUUCGCCGCUCGGCGCUUCCCCAACUCCACCAUGGUGGGCACGGGGCUGGUGCCCGAGGGCAUUGAGCAGAACGACAUGGUGUACGAGCUGAUGAACGAGCUGGGCUGGCGUCAGGAGCCCCUCGACCUGCCCAGCUGGGUGACCCGCUACGCCGAGCGCCGCUACGGCGCCCCAAACGCUGCCGCAGCCGGCGCCUGGCGCCUGCUCCUCCGCAGCGUCUAUAACUGCACCGGUGUGUGCGUCAACCACAACCGCAGCCCCUUGGUGCGCCGGCCCUCGCUGCACAUGGACACGGAGCUCUGGUACAACGCCAGCGACGUGUACGAAGCCUGGCGCCUGCUGCUGAGCGCCGGCGCCGAGCUGGGCUCCAGCCCCACCUUCCUGUACGACCUGGUGGACGUGACGCGGCAGGCGGCCCAGCAGCUGGUCAGUGACCACUACCUGAGCAUCCGCCAGGCCUUCCAGAGCCACGCGCUGCCGGAGCUGCUGACGGCCGGUGGCGUGCUGGUGUACGACCUGCUGCCAGAGCUGGACAGCCUCCUGUCCAGCCACAGCCUCUUCCUCCUCGGCCGCUGGCUGGAGAGCGCCCGUGCCAUGGCCACCAGUGACCGGGAGGCUGAGCAGUAUGAGCUGAAUGCCCGCAACCAGGUGACGCUCUGGGGGCCCAGCGGGAACAUUCUGGACUACGCCAACAAGCAGCUGGGGGGGCUGGUGCUGGACUACUACACUGUGCGCUGGAGCCUCUUCGUCUCUGUGCUGGUGGAGAGCCUCAACUCGGGCCGCCCCUUCCACCAGGAUCAGUUCAACCAGGCUGUCUUCCAAGUGGAGAGAGGCUUCAUCUACAACAAGAAGCGCUACCCAGCUGUGCCAGCUGGGGAUACGAUGGAGAUCUCCAGGAAGCUGUUCCUCAAAUACUACCCCAGCGCCCUGCGGCGCAGCUUGGCUGGGCCUGCGUGACUUUGGAGCCUCACCCCCCAGAGAGGGUGGACAGAGCCCCUGCACCCUCCCCGCUCUGGGCUCCUGGCCUGAUGGCUGUGUCCUGGCUGUACUGGAAGAAGGGCACAGAGCCCUGGUGGCCUUUAGCCAGCCUGGAUCCACCCCUUGGCCUGCAUGGGCAGGAUGUGCCCCAAGAAGGGCUGGCACAUGGACAAGGGGCUGGCAGGUGGAUGGAUGGGGGGACAGGCUGUGCCCCAGGGUCCCAUCCCACACCAUGCUUUGUGCCCAGCUCUGCCUAGCUGCCCUGAGCCUGCUCCCAGGAAAGCUGGGCUGCCCCAGUGCUCUCACCUGGAAGCUUGGUGGGACACUGCAGAGGAACAGGACAGAUGUGUCCCUGCUGUGGGGCCUUGGCUGGCUAGCAGGGGCAGUGAUGGGGGAGAAGCAGACAGGGAGGUGGCAGUGGGCAGUGGGCAGUGGGCAGCAUUGGACCCCAGUGCCUGUGGGGACAUGGCACUGCAUGGCCCUGCCCACAUUUGGUGCCUUUUGUGUCAGGAAGGACUUUGCAGCAUUGCCUGCAGUGUUGCUGGGGCUGCGUUCCUCAGGAUGGAGAUUUUGAGGCCUUUUCCACAGCUGGGGCUUGGGCAGAGCCCAGCCAUGGAGCAAAUACAGACUUUUCUCCCAUGUGUGU
Messenger RNA from Poecile atricapillus (Black-capped chickadee), 3341 nucleotides. It is a transcript of the gene NAGLU, whose product is annotated as N-acetyl-alpha-glucosaminidase. Bases 410 to 2674 code for a protein of 754 amino acids. NCBI's taxonomy places the organism in Eukaryota, Metazoa, Chordata, Aves, Passeriformes, Paridae. The transcript has 6 exons. The record is from RefSeq and is a predicted model, not a curated record.